UAGGAACCUCCUUCAAGUAGUCGUACUGACACGGUCACGCAUCACCACGUUCCCCUCCCCGCAAGCCAAACACGAACACCACCACUCCCUUGACCUCGCCGUCCUCCCCGAUCCCCGGCGAUGGCCGCGCGGCGCCCCGGAUCCGCUGCCCCCGGGUGGCUGCGCCCAUCCGCGCUGCUCCUCCUGGCCGCCGUCCUCGUAUUGUCUGCCGCGCCGCCGGUUCGAGCGCUCCGGUUCGACCUCGAGUCGGGCCACACCAAGUGCGUCUCCGACGAGAUCAAGAUCAAUUCCAUGGCCGUCGGCAAGUACCACGUCGUCGGGCCCGAUCCCAACUUCCCCGACGCCCAGAUCCCGGACUCGCACCGCGUCUCCCUCAGGGUGACGUCGCCGUACGGGAACAGCAUGCACUACGCGGAGAACGUGCAGUCGGGGCACUUCGCCUUCACGGCGGCAGAGGCGGGCGACUACCUGGCCUGCUUCUGGGCGCCCGACCACAAGCCACCGGUCACCAUCGAGUUCGAGUUCGACUGGAGAAGCGGCGUCUCGGCCAAGGACUGGCCCAGCGUCGCCAAGAAGGGCAAGGUCGAUAUGAUGGAAUUGGAGUUGAAGAAGCUAGAGGAAACUAUAAAAAAUAUCCAUGAAGAAAUGUUUUAUCUACGUGAAAGGGAGGGGGAAAUGCAGAACCUAAACAUGAAUACAAACUCAAGGAUGGCUUGGCUCGGGUUCCUCUCGCUCGGCAUCUGCUUAUCCGUGGCCGGUUUGCAGCUGUGGCACCUGAAGACCUUCUUCGAGAGAAAGAAGCUGCUGUAGUUCUCCCAUGAUUCACGAUAGCACACAGCACGGGGUGGCUAGGUGUAACUUAUUUUUGUCAUACUUGCGAAACAUGCUUCACUGUGCUCAAGCCCGUCAAGUUGAAAUUCUAAAAAUGUUGUAGAAAACUAAAAUGUUGUCUGAUCUAUAGUUCAUCGGGUAAUUUGGAGCA
Molecule: messenger RNA, 982 nt
Organism: Phragmites australis (common reed)
Lineage: Eukaryota; Viridiplantae; Streptophyta; Magnoliopsida; Poales; Poaceae
Product: transmembrane emp24 domain-containing protein p24delta9-like
Exons: 4
Coding region: 121-810 (229 amino acids)
Biological process (GO): endoplasmic reticulum to Golgi vesicle-mediated transport; Golgi organization; intracellular protein transport
Cellular component (GO): endoplasmic reticulum-Golgi intermediate compartment; Golgi apparatus; endoplasmic reticulum
Source: RefSeq, a predicted model, not a curated record